Messenger RNA from Hypoxylon fragiforme, 3392 nucleotides. RefSeq names its product DUF221-domain-containing protein. Gene Ontology annotation, cellular component: plasma membrane. The coding region runs from base 471 to 3053 and encodes 860 amino acids. Lineage: Eukaryota; Fungi; Ascomycota; Sordariomycetes; Xylariales; Hypoxylaceae. The transcript has 5 exons. Gene Ontology annotation, molecular function: calcium-activated cation channel activity. The record is from RefSeq and is a predicted model, not a curated record.
AGGUCUAGACGUGUGUUUGUGGAAGUUUAUAUCUAAAUACUACCAGGCCUGCCCGCCUGUCGCCUGCCAGGUUUAACGAACCGUUACACGCGUUCAAACCCCCACUUCUAAGGUAUUUUUUCUUCUCUCCUUCAACCUACCUAUUGAAUCUAUUGAUGCAUUAGUGGGAAACAACUGACGUUUUUCCUGGGGGGUCGAUAAUAGUUUAUUUUCUUUGGGCCCAGCUACAUCUACCGUUGACCUACCUAUCUAUACUUCUAUACUACUAUAGCCACAGCCACCUGCGUUCCGUAUAAUAAUUGGUUUCUUCUUUUUUUGCUUCUUUUUUACUACAAGUCAUUGGAGUUGCCAAAAUAGCUUUCAAUGCUAUCAAUUGGAACUUGAGCUCCCUUCUCUCUUCUCAUCCCGAGCUAUAUGACCUGCGAAUUAUUCGUUCCACACGCCCAAUAUAGUUCUCGCAAAUAGUCAACAUGAGCGAGCAAGGGUCAGCGCAAGACGCUGAGCCAGUCUCAGCUGCAACCCUCUACCUAACAUUAGGACCUGUUGCUUUAACAGCAGCUGCCUACUUGAGCGUUUUCUUGGUUCUACGAAAGAGUCAAAGACGCUUUUAUGCUCCACGAACAUACCUAGGAAGUGUUCGGCCGAGUGAGCGAACGCCAGCUCUUCCCAAUGGACUAUUUAAUUGGAUUGGUCCGUUUUGGAGGAUGCCCGAUGUCCAUUCACUACAGCAUCAGUCCCUAGACGCCUAUCUCUUCCUCCGAUUUUUGCGCAAUUUGGUCGUAAUUUGCUUCGUGGGCUGCUGCAUCAUGUGGCCGGUGCUCUUCCCCGUAAAUGCUACAGGGCAUGGCAGCGCUCAGCAGGUGGAUAUACUCUCUUACUCACAUAUCAACCAAGCUACAGAAUCCAACCGAUACUAUGCCCAUGCUUUUAUGGCAUGGAUUUUCUAUGGGUUUGUCAUGUAUAUGAUUCUACGCGAGAAUAUCUUCUACAUCAAUCUGAGACAAGCAUUCUUGCUCUCGCCUUUUUACGCCAACCGUAUCUCAUCUCGAACCGUACUUUUCAUCUCCGUCCCCAACGAGUAUCUCGACACAGCACGAAUACGCAAAGUCUUCGGCGACUCGGUGAAGAAUGUUUGGAUCAAUGGCGACACGGAAAAGCUUGAUGAUCUUGUCAAGGAACGGGAUGAUGUUGCCAUGAAGUUAGAGAAGGCUGAGGUGAAACUAAUCAAGCUCGCCAACGCCGAACGCGUCAAGUUAAGCAAGAAGAACAAGGAUGAACCUGUAGACAGAGCUGAGGUGCCAGCGGAUGCAGAAUCAGGCAGUUUAGCGUCACGAUGGGUUCCCGACAAGAAGAGACCAACUCACCGACUUGGUGCUCUUGGCCUUGUUGGUAAGAAGGUCGAUACUAUCAAUUGGUGCCGAACAGAGCUCGAACGCCUUAUUCCCGCCGUUGAAGCCGCCCAGGUUGAAUAUCGCGCUGGAAAUUUCAAGAAAAUCCCUAGUGUCUUCAUCGAGUUCCAUCGUCAAGCAGAUGCUGAAUCGGCCUACCAAGUUCUAGCGCACCACCAAGCCUUACGGAUGACACCCAAGUAUAUCGGCAUUACCCCUGGCGAGGUCGUCUGGACCGCAUUAAAAGUAUCGUGGUGGCAGAGAGUCAUUCGCCGAUUUGCUGUUCUUGGUUUCAUCACCGCACUCAUCAUAUUUUGGGCCGUUCCAGUUGCUGUUGUUGGUGCGAUCUCGAACGUCAAAUACCUUUCUAGUAUUUCUUUCCUCACUUGGAUUAAUUUGAUUCCUGCCCCAGUUCUGGGACUUAUAUCGGGACUACUACCUUCGGUUGCCUUAUCGAUUCUCAUGUCGCUCGUUCCUAUCAUUAUGAGACUGUGCGCAAAACUCUCAGGAGAGCCUUCUCUGUCGCGAGUUGAGCUAUUCACCCAGAACGCAUAUUUUGCAUUCCAGCUCAUUCAAGUAUUUUUGAUUACGACUGUCAGUUCGUCAGCAUCAUCAGUCGGAGCGCAAAUCGCCGCGAACCCUGGUUCAGUCACAACCGUUUUGGCAGAAAACCUUCCCAAGUCAUCAAACUUCUAUAUUUCGUACUUCAUUGUACAGGGUCUAGGUUUUGCUUCAAGCGCGCUCUCUCAGAUCGUUGGUUUUGUCAUCUUCACAAUCAUGUAUAAGUUCCUGGCUGGCACUCCUCGUGCCCUAUAUAAGAAAUGGGCAAACCUCAGCGCCAUAUCCUGGGGCAGCGUGCUACCAGUUUACACCAACAUUGCUGUAAUCAGCAUUACGUAUGCUGCCAUUGCCCCGUUAAUGCUUGGAUUUGCUACGAUCGGUCUCUCACUGUUCUAUCUUGCUUGGCGGUACAAUGUGUUCUUCGUCACGGACACCCACGUGGAUACCAGAGGUCUGAUCUACCCUCGCGCUUUGAAGCAACUGUUUUCUGGAAUCUACAUUGCAGAACUCUGCAUGAUUGGGCUAUUUGCUGCUUCCGUGGCGAUUGGACCGUUGAUCCUCAUGAUCAUUUUCCUCAUCUUCACUAUUCUUUUCCAUAGCACCAUCAACAGUGCUAUCGACCCUCUGCUCUACAACCUCCCCAGAACCCUAGGGGCGGAGGCAGAGUGGAGAUCCAUUGACGUCGAGAGUCCUGGUGCUCAAAAUGGAGAGAAGGAUGGUAGCCCCGUGGCUAAAAAAGUGUCUUCUGGUGAGACUGCUGUUGUAGGGAAGAAGCCAGGAUUCUUCUCCAAGUUCUUGAAACCGUGGCAAUACUGUGACUAUGAGACGAUGCGCAAACUCGUACCUCACGACCAUAUUGAUGUAAACAAUCUAUAUACAGAGGAGAUCGAACGCAAUGCCUAUUUCCCGCCUUCGGUCGGUAGCGCUACACCACUUCUCUGGAUUCCCGAGGACUCUAUGGGUAUAUCGAAACAAGAGGUCCGAGACACUAGUAAAGUGAUUCCAAUCACUGACGAAGGAUGCACAUUGAACGAUAAAAACAAACUAGAAUGGGACACAGAAACGGUGCGCCCACCUGUUUGGGAAGAGAAAAUCUACUAUUAGAACCAGCAUUGAAUAUGCCAGCCCCGUGGAAUGGUAUGUUGGAUACAAUUCGACAAACAAUACACUUGGAAUAUCAUAUGCCAGGUUGUAUUUAAUAUUCGUAGCUAUUGUACUUAGCUUCGGUUGCGGAUGGGAUUCAUUCCGUCCUUCUUUUCUUCUCUCCUUUUUUUUUUUUUUUGCCCUGGUACUUGUUGAGGGUUGUUGGAACUUGAUGAAUGAUUAAGGAUAUUACUGGUGGGAGUACUGAUGUCUAUUAUACCCGUCUGAGAAAAGGUUGUUGGCCGUAUUAUGUCCAAAUUAAUUAGUCAAUGCUAAUAAUAAAAUCCAUGACGAUUAUUA